AUGCCUCCCGCGGGGCCGCGGCGCAAGACGGCCAGGGCGCUGCAGGCCAAGGGCGGCCAGGCGGCGUCCGCGAUGUCGUGCCAAUCCAGCCAGAACCGCUGGUCGGUCGGCCCGGGGGGGAGGGACCGCAAGCGCGGCCGCGCUCCCGGCCCCGAGGCGACGCUGCGGCCGGACAUGGCCGAUCUGAACCGUCGCGAUCCCUCCCACAAGAUGGCCUCCAGCGCCGCGGGCCAGAGCGUCACGUCCAUGCGCUCCACCUUCGAUACCCUGAGGCGCGACCCGAUCGGCUCCGAGACGGCGGAGGGAUCCUGGCAACAGGGAUGCGGGUCGGUGGCGCUGGUGCCGUGGCGGCUGGCCGCGGCGCCCGAGUCCGGCGCCCUGGAGGGAUCCGCGAGGGCGCAUCGGGCCGGGGGCGACGCCUGGGGAUCGGAUUCGAUCGGUCAGCGCGCGCCCGGGGCGACUGGGGCCGGGCGGAGCGGCGGGAAGGGCGGCGCACGCGCACCGCAUUUGGCAUCGGCGGGUAGCCUUUCGGGUGUGGAGUGCCUGUCGGUGUCUGUGGCGCAGCCCUCCCUCGGCAACCGGGCCCGGGUGACCGAUCACCAUUGCCACGACAGCGCAUCGUUCGACCCUGAUGACCGCGUUGCUCCCGUCGAGCGAUCCGAGGCGUCGAUCAACAUCGCCGCAUGGGCGCCGCCCGCCGCACGUCGCCCAACGGUCGUCAGUCGUCGUUGCGGGGCCAGGCGGCGGGCCGCGGCGCGAUCCGGGCGAUCCGGGAGGAGGGCGAUUGAUGAAGCCCUGGGGGCGCUGCAGUGGGAGGCGUCGCAGGCGCGGGCGAGGUCUUCCGGCGUGGGGCGGACGGGCGGCGACGCGGCGGAGCGCGAUGACGCAAACUCAAGGGAUCCCGUCGACCGCGUUUCGCAGUGCCUGGCGCUUCCCGGCGGCCCACCGGAGGCGGGGGACGCAAAAGACCGCCCCGAGACGUCCGGGACGUCGUCCAGGGGCGCCGGGGUGCCCAUGGCAUGCAUGGCGGGUGCUUCCUGCGCUGGGCAAGGGGCGUCCAGGGGUGGUGAAGAGGCGACGGGAUCCGAGGGCGGGAUCGCGCUUGGGGCGAGACGCGGCUGGGAGCGGGGUGGCGUCGGCGACAGCGACGGCGAGCAGGGCGAGAACUCGGGGCUGCCGAAGGACGCAUUUGCGGGGGAGUAUUACAGCUCUGAAGAUGAGUACGUCCCACCCCGGCACCCCAGGUGGUGCGAUGCCGAGGAGUGA
Molecule: messenger RNA, 1266 nt
Organism: Ostreobium quekettii
Lineage: Eukaryota; Viridiplantae; Chlorophyta; Ulvophyceae; Bryopsidales; Ostreobiaceae
Source: the annotation of a GenBank genome assembly